Messenger RNA from Ochotona princeps (American pika), 1064 nucleotides. RefSeq names its product surfeit 6 (gene SURF6). Gene Ontology annotation, biological process: ribosomal large subunit biogenesis; ribosomal small subunit biogenesis. The transcript has 5 exons. Lineage: Eukaryota; Metazoa; Chordata; Mammalia; Lagomorpha; Ochotonidae. Gene Ontology annotation, cellular component: nucleolus. Gene Ontology annotation, molecular function: RNA binding; DNA binding. Bases 57 to 1064 code for a protein of 335 amino acids. The record is from RefSeq and is a predicted model, not a curated record.
CGGAGGGCGGGACUUCGGGGUGCGGGCUGGCAGGCUGCAGUCGGGGUGCUGCUGCCAUGGCCUCUCUGCUCGCCAAGGACGCCUACCUACAGGGACUGGCCAAGAAGAUUUGCGCGCAGCCGGGCCCCGAGCCGCGGGAGCGCAAGUGGGCGGGGAAACCCCAAGGCUCAGAAGCCGCCAGGCCGCCCAAAAAGAGGAGGAAGAAGUCGGCCAAGAAGUCGCGGGAGCCUCAGGGGAAGGCCCCAGGGAAGCGAGCCCCCGAGGCCGGGGUGCGGGAGCCAGCGGCCGCGGUUGGCCCGGCCACACCGUCUGACUCCGUCUUUGCCCUGGACGUCCUGCGAGAGCGGCUGCAUGAGAAGAUCCGGGAGGCGCGGGGCCAGGGGGCUGCCGCAGACCUGUCACCUGCCGCCUUGGAGAAGCGGAGACGCAGGCAGCAGGAGCGGGCGCGCAGGAAGAGGAAACGCGAGGAAUUGCGUGUGCGGGAGAAGGCCGCCAAGGCCGGGGAGGCUGAGGCUGCUGCCACGCCGACCCCCGAAGCCCCCUGCAAGCAGCCCCCGGAGCCGGCAGGGCUGAUCUUCAACAAGGUGGAGGUGAGUGAGGAGGAGCCGGUGAGCAGGGCCCAGCGCCGGCGCGAGAAGCAGCAGCGGGUCAAGGGGAACCUCACGCCCCUCACGGGCAGAAACUACCGGCAGCUGCUGGAGCGCCUGCGCGCACGCCAGGACCGGCUGGAGACGCUGCGGGAGCAGGACGCGGGCAAGGCGCAGGAGCUCCAGGCCAAGAUGCAGUGGACCAACCUGCUGUACAAGGCCGAGGGCGUGAGGAUCCGCGACGACGAGGGCCGGCUGCAGGAGGCCCUGAAGCGCAAGGAGCAGCGGCGGGCGCAGCGGCAGCGGCGCUGGGAGAAGCGGGCGGCGCACGUGGUGGAGAAGAUGCAGCAGCGCCAGGACAAGCGGCGGCAGAACCUGCGCAGGAAGAAGGCCGCCCGCGCCGAGCGGCGCCUGCACAAGGCCCGCAAGAAAGGCCGCAUCCUGCCCCAGGACCUGGAGCGGGCCGGCCUGGCCUGA